ACAUCCCACCACCCCUUUAAAGCUCAAUUUUGCAGUGUUGUCACAUCAGGAGCUGCUGCACAGAUUUAGCUGUCCUGUGAUGACUGCACAAAGUAAAGAAGAAACUAAUCAGUAGUGUCUCACUACGAGCCAUAGAUAUCACCUAACGUUGCCUGAAUUUUUUUUCUUAAAGAAGGAGUUUUCUUAAUUCACUGUCGCAAUGCACGAGCUCGCCUGCCUUCCCGCCGUCCUGCUUCUCUUGCUGCUGUCCUGUACUCCUGCUCGGGGAUAUUUUGCGGAGGAGCGCUGGAGCCCCGAGUCUUCGCUCCUCGCUCCCCGGGUCCUCGUCGCCCUCAUCUGCAGAAACUCCGAGCACUCUCUGCCGUAUUUCCUCGGUACUAUUGAGCGACUCAACUAUCCCAAAGAGCGUAUGGCUUUGUGGGUAGCAACUGAUCAUAACAAGGACAACACUACAGCCAUUUUGCGUGACUGGCUUGUCAAGAUGCAGAGCCUUUACCAUUAUGUGGAGUGGAGGCCAAAAGAGGAACCCAGACAUUAUCAGAGUGAAGAUGGUCCCAAGCAAUGGACAGACCUCCGUUAUGAGCAUGUUAUGAAGCUUCGGCAAGUGGCACUGGAGUCAGCUCGUGAGAUGUGGGCGGACUACUUCAUGGUGGUGGACUGUGAUAACCUCCUCACCAAUCCUGAUGUGUUGUGGAAGCUCAUGAGAGAAAACAAGACCAUCAUAGCUCCAAUGCUUGAAUCCCGUGCUGCAUAUUCAAACUUCUGGUGUGGAAUGACCUCCCAGGGUUACUAUAAGCGCACUCCUGCCUACAUACCCAUUAGAAAGCAGGUGCGUAAGGGCUGUUUUGCAGUUCCCAUGGUCCACUCCACCUUCCUGAUAGACCUCAGGAAAGAGGCGUCCAGGCAGCUGGCCUUUCACCCACCACACCCAGAAUACAGCUGGGCUUUCGAUGACAUCAUUGUAUUUGCUUUCUCUGCUCGGAUGGCAGAUGUUCAAAUGUUUGUAUGUAAUAAAGAGACCUAUGGUUACUUUCCUGUGCCACUGCGAUCCCACAAUACCAUGCAAGACGAAGUUGACAGCUUUGUACACUCCCUGCUGGAGGCUGAGGUGCGAAAUCCCCCAGUGAUGCCUUCCAAAAACAUACCUGUUCCUAGAAAACAACCCGACAAACUGGGCUUUGAUGAGGUUUUCAUGAUAAACCUGCAGAGGCGAGCUGACCGCCGAGAACGUAUGUUGAGGGCAUUAUACAAGCAGGAGAUUGCUUGUAAGGUCAUUGUAGCUGUAGAUGGAAAGGCAAUGAAUAUCAGUGAAGUUCAAGCUAUGGGCAUCCACAUGCUCCCUGGAUACAGUGACCCCUAUCAUGGUCGCCCACUGACCAAGGGAGAGCUGGGAUGCUUCCUUUCCCACUAUAAUGUCUGGAAAGAGAUUGUGGAGCGACGCCUGGACACCUCCCUGGUGAUUGAAGAUGACCUGCGCUUCGAGAUCUUCUUCAAACGCCGCCUAAUGAACUUAAUGAGGGAGGUGAAGGAUGAAGGGCUGGACUGGGAUCUCAUUUAUAUUGGUCGGAAGAGAAUGCAAGUGGAUCACCAAGAGAAAGCAGUGCCUAAUAUACGCAACAUAGUGGAAGCAGACUAUUCAUAUUGGACACUAGGCUAUAUGAUAUCAUUACAAGGUGCAGAGAAGCUUUUGAAAGCAGAACCACUAAAGAGGAUUUUGCCAGUGGACGAGUUUCUUCCUAUCAUGUACAAUAAACACCCUGUGUUUGAUUAUAUGGAACAGUUUGAAACCAGGGACUUGAAGGCAUUUUCAGCUGAGCCUCUUCUAGUGUAUCCAACACACUACACCGGCGACAAAGGCUACAUCAGCGAUACUGAGACCUCCACAGUGUGGGACAAUGACAAGGUCCGUACAGACUGGGACAGAGCACGCUCAGGAAAAACUGGGGAGCAGGCUGAAAUCAGCACCGAGGCACAGAACUCAGAUGUGCUCCAGUCGCCUUUGGACAGCACAGCAAGGGACGAGCUAUGAGAAGAACUGAAUGAGAGCCUUGCAAAUUUUUACAAACCAUCUAUGUUUUUGUUUUUUUUCAUGUUUCAUUUCUUAUACUUAAGAUUUUGCAUCGUAGCAGGGAUGUGACCUCAAAGUUGUAGAAAGAUUUUAAUUUAUGUGUGAGUACAUAAGGGAUUAGGUGUGUUUUCUGUCACAUUGUCCAUUUGUAGUUUUUAUUGUAUAAAGGCACUAGACUUGCCAUUUGAAAUGGCAUUUGCAGUACCCAACAUCUCUCUGUCAUACAGAAAUGAACCUAUAUAUUGACAUAGAAUACAAUUGGACUGUUUCCUUUCAGUCAUCAUUCAGUUAACAUUGUCCUAGUUUGAGAUUACACUGUGAAAUGUUUUUUUUAUAAAUUUCUCAAAACUACAAAUGAAUUGAGCUGUUACAACACUGUAUGUCAAUGAGCAAAAAAUCUAAACUUUCGCAGAUAUUCAUUCAGAAAUCAAUCAAUUUAUCAUAGUUAUAGUUGUAGUUAUCAUCCUAAAUGUAUUGGUCCAAGAGGAGAAACAUCUGUAUGUCUUUUGCUAUGAGCUUUAGUAUUUGCUCUUUUUAAACUUCAUAUUGCUAUAUUUUUAAUAAUUAUUAGCCAGCACUUUGCAGCAGAGUUUUACCAAAGCGACACAGCACACAGGUAACUGUUGCAGUUGAGUCAGAAUUGUAGAUUCAGAGUAUAUA
This is a messenger RNA of Etheostoma cragini (Arkansas darter), 2728 nucleotides long. RefSeq names its product collagen beta(1-O)galactosyltransferase 1a (gene colgalt1a). The record is from RefSeq and is a predicted model, not a curated record. The coding region runs from base 200 to 2029 and encodes 609 amino acids. NCBI's taxonomy places the organism in Eukaryota, Metazoa, Chordata, Actinopteri, Perciformes, Percidae. Gene Ontology annotation, molecular function: procollagen galactosyltransferase activity. The transcript has 12 exons.